Molecule: messenger RNA, 1642 nt
Organism: Colossoma macropomum (tambaqui)
Lineage: Eukaryota; Metazoa; Chordata; Actinopteri; Characiformes; Serrasalmidae
Gene: lrpap1
Product: low density lipoprotein receptor-related protein associated protein 1
Exons: 8
Coding region: 100-1143 (347 amino acids)
Biological process (GO): negative regulation of receptor internalization; negative regulation of very-low-density lipoprotein particle clearance
Cellular component (GO): cis-Golgi network; plasma membrane; endosome
Molecular function (GO): receptor antagonist activity; heparin binding; very-low-density lipoprotein particle receptor binding
Source: RefSeq, a predicted model, not a curated record
UGAUUGUUACUAUUUCCUGGCUGCAGCAGCGGUGUAGAGGUUUUUCUAAGCGGCGAGUUUCGUGUCUCUGCUUUGUUUUGUUUGCAGUAGUUAUUGAAAAUGAGAUUGCAUUGCUUGUUUUUGAGCGUUUGCCUCAGUGUUGGAGUAAUGGCGGGGAAAUACUCCCGGGAGGUGAAUGAGCAGAAGGUUUCUAAUGAUGGCAAACAUGCUGUGGAGUUCAGGAUUGCUAAACUGAACCAGGUUUGGGAGAAAGCGAACAGGAUGCAGCUUGCCCCAGUGCGGCUGUCGGAGCUUCACAGUGACCUGAAGAUCCAGGAGAAAGACGAGCUUCAGUGGAAGAAACUGAAGGCAGAGGGGCUGGACGAGGCUGGCGAGAGAGAGGCCAAACUCAGACGGAACUUUAACAUCAUUCUUGCAAAGUAUGGAAUGGAUGGUAAGAAGGACAGUCGCGCUUUGGACAGCAACACCUUGAAAGACCAUGAUGCCAAAGAGGGAGACAUGUUUGAUGACCCCAGGCUGGACAAGCUCUGGAACAAAGCCAAGUCUUCAGGAAAGUUCUCUGAGGAGGAACUGCAGAGCCUGCGCAGAGAAUUCCAGCACCACAAAGACAAGAUCCAUGAGUACAACAUAGUCAUGGAUACAGUCAGCAGGACGGAGGAGAUCCAUAAGAAUGUGAUCUCUCCUAUGGAGGGAGAGGGGAAGGAGUCUGCCCUUCAUGAGAAACACACAGAUCUAAAGCAAAGGAUGAGGGAUCUGAACCAGGGCUUUGAACGGCUCCGCAGAAUCUCUCAUGAAGGCUUCAGCAGUGAAAACGAGUUCAAGGAGCCCAGGGUCAUAGAGCUCUGGGAAAUGGCUAGAAGAUCCAACCUCAGUGAGGAUGAGCUUGACUCCCUCAAAGAGGAACUGAGGCACUUUGAAAUAAAGGUGGAGAAGCACCAACACUACCAAGAGCAGCUGGAGUAUUCACACCAGAAACUGCAGCAUGUGGAGGCUCUCGGAGACAAGGAGCACAUCACUAGACAUAAGGAGAAAUACAACAACCUCGCUGAGAAAGCACGAGAGAUGGGGUACAAGAUGAAGAAGCAUUUACAGGAUAUAAAUAAUAAGAUCUCAAGAAACGGACUCCAGCACAAUGAACUCUGAGCACUACCUCGUCUUCUCUCCAUGGCAACAGACCAACCUGAUACCCGUGUGCUGGUCACAUUCCUAUAAUCCCUCCAUUUCCAUCAGACAUUGAUCAGCACAUGGGAGGGUCCAUUGAUUCAUACAGUUUUUAUUAAAUGUCAUUUAAUGAGGACCUUCGCUAAGCACUGAAUUGUUUUUUUGUGUACUGGAUGUUCAGUACUGGGUCAGUAAAAGUGGUUAAAAACUGGUUAUGGUACGAAUGCAUAUGUAAGUUACUUUUAGGCUUAAAGAUUACCCAUGGCUUAUGUGGCAUGACUGCUAAUAUAGUUCACAGAGGCAAUAGACUAGGGUGGCUGCAUUUUCAGCUUGAACACUGAAAUACUGGAUGUCACACUGUUUUAUUAAGCAGCAGCUUUCAGAGUUUAAAAUGUGUUUUAAUACUGAUCAUCUUCAUGAAGUCCAAUACACUAUUUGUUACUGUGAUGUCUGUAAAUAAAAGACUGUUUUGUCCAUUAAA